Messenger RNA from Chroicocephalus ridibundus (black-headed gull), 2051 nucleotides. It is a transcript of the gene SLC2A12, whose product is annotated as solute carrier family 2 member 12. Bases 173 to 1972 code for a protein of 599 amino acids. The record is from RefSeq and is a predicted model, not a curated record. Gene Ontology annotation, cellular component: membrane. Gene Ontology annotation, biological process: circulatory system development; D-glucose transmembrane transport. The transcript has 5 exons. Gene Ontology annotation, molecular function: symporter activity. Lineage: Eukaryota; Metazoa; Chordata; Aves; Charadriiformes; Laridae.
CCUUCUGAAAUAGCAACAAAAGUUGUUCACAAGCCACUUUGUGGUUUGCGUUUGGUUUCAGCCAGCUUCAGCAAACUUGUUGCCAUGAGGGAAAUAACCUGCGCUCUCGCCGGCCGGGGAAGGACCGCUGCCCUCUGAAGCGCUCCCACCCCAAGGUGCACAGAAGGCGGCGAUGGUACCUGGGCAGAGCACGGAGGAGCUCGGCCAGCUGAGCCAGCCGAUGAGAGCAGGGGAGGAUGAGGAGAGCAGCCGGGGCAGCCGCCGCCACCAGCUCCCCCAGCUCCCGGCUGCAGCAGGCUGUGGAACAUUUACUUUUCUAUCUUCUGCCAUUGCUGCCGUAAGUGGACUUCUGAUGGGUUAUGAGUUGGGCCUUAUCUCUGGUGCUCUUCUUCAGAUGAGCAGCAUAUUAGCACUGUCUUGCAAAGAGCAGGAAAUUGUUGUAAGUUCCCUGCUUUUUGGGGCCUUAUUUGCAUCCCUUACUGGUGGAUUCCUGAUAGAUCGCUUUGGAAGGAGACUCGCUAUAAUUAUUGCAUCUUCUUUACUUGUGCUGGGGAGUCUGAUUUUACUGCCCUAUGAAUCGUAUGGGAUACUUAUUGUGGGACGGAUUGCCAUAGGUAUUUCCAUAUCAUUAUCAUCAAUUGCAACAUGUGUGUAUAUUGCUGAGAUCGCCCCACAGCACAGAAGAGGUCUCCUCGUAUCAUUAAACGAACUCAUGAUUGUGAUAGGCAUUCUCUUUGCCUAUAUUUCAAAUUAUGCAUUUGCCAGCGUAUCUCACGGCUGGAAGUACAUGUUUGGCCUUGUGAUUCCAUUAGGUGCUUUGCAAGCUAUUGCCAUGUAUUUUCUUCCUCCAAGUCCUCGGUUUCUUGUCAUGAAAAAUAAUGAUGAAGCUGCAAGAAAAGUACUGGAGAGGCUACGGGAAACAUCGGAUGCUACUAAAGAACUUACUGUGAUCAAGUCUUCCCUGAAAGAUGAACAUCAGUACAGUUUCUUGGACCUGUUUCGUUCAAAAAACAACAUGAGGGCCCGAAUGUUGGUAGGACUCACUCUAGUCUUUUUUGUGCAAACAACUGGGCAACCCAACAUUUUAUUUUACGCAUCAACUGUUUUGAAGGCAGUUGGGUUCCAGAGCAACGAAGCUGCCAGCUUGGCUUCUACUGGAGUUGGAGUGGUUAAAGUGGUCAGCACAGUCCCAGCCACGGUUUUUGUGGAUCAAGUUGGAAGUAAAACUUUUCUGUGUAUUGGCUCUUCUGUUAUGGCAGUAUCGUUGGUCACUAUGGGCUUGGUGAACCGUAACAUACAUGUGAAUUUCACCAACGUCUGUAGAAGCCAACCUCCAGAGGAUUUCUUUUUCCAGAGACCAGGAAACGUCACGCAUGUCUCCAAUGGGAGUCUCAAGGACCUCUUUGCUAGCUUGGCUUCACCAGAAAGAUUGUCAUUUGAUGCACAGAGAAGCCCAGAUGUUGCCAGGACAGAAGAACUGAACAGGACUGCCCUGGCAGGAGGCAAAAGCACAACAAGGUCUCACAUGGAAAGUGAGGAGGUUCCUGUUGUCCUGAAAUGGCUCUCACUGGCCAGCCUGCUUGUUUACGUUGCUGCAUUUUCCAUAGGUCUUGGACCAAUGUCCUGGCUGGUCCUGAGUGAAAUUUUCCCUGGUGGGAUCAGAGGACGGGCCAUGGCUUUGACAUCCAGCAUGAACUGGGGUAUAAAUCUCCUCAUCUCCUUGACGUUUUUGACUGUAACUGAGCUCAUUGGCUUAUCCUGGGUGUGCUUCAUUUACACAAUAAUGAGCCUAGCAUCCCUGGCUUUUGUUAUUGUGUUUAUACCAGAGACGAAAGGAUGCUCUUUGGAGCAAAUAUCCAUGGAACUAGCUAAACAGAAAUACGUGAAGAGCCCCUUGUGCUGGAUGAGCCAGCGCAGAGAGAAACUGGUGCCGGUGGAACUUGCCAAGAGAGAGAAAAAGCAGCUCUACUAGACCCGGGGCAACCAACGCAGCCUUCAGCAAAAGACUAAUAUAAAGGAAAAAAAUAAAUGAUUGCUCGGUGAUGCUCACA